Carlito syrichta (Philippine tarsier) is the source of this 926-nucleotide messenger RNA. RefSeq names its product LY6/PLAUR domain containing 6 (gene LYPD6). Gene Ontology annotation, molecular function: acetylcholine receptor inhibitor activity. Gene Ontology annotation, biological process: positive regulation of canonical Wnt signaling pathway. The record is from RefSeq and is a predicted model, not a curated record. Bases 218 to 733 code for a protein of 171 amino acids. NCBI's taxonomy places the organism in Eukaryota, Metazoa, Chordata, Mammalia, Primates, Tarsiidae. The transcript has 5 exons.
CCCUCCCCGCCGCGCUCCCUCCCUCCUCCCAGCUCCCUCCCUACGCUCCCGGGCUCCGGCUGCGCGCUGGCGGGGCUCCGCAUUGCACACUCGGGGGGCGCCGCAGUGUUCGUGGGAUGGGGCAGCGGAAUCCGCGCGCAGCCCGGGUGCGAGCUCUCUCCCGUCGUCCCGAGUCCCCACUCCCAGGCCCUCUGUAUGAGUGACGCUACCAUCUGCCAUGGAACCUGGCCCUGCUCUGGCCUGGCUCCUGUUCCUGAGCCUGCUGGCUGAUUGUCUGAAAGCUGCUCAGUCCCGAGACUUCACAGUGAAAGACAUUAUCUACCUCCAUCCUUCAACCACACCAUAUCCUGGUGGAUUUAAGUGUUUCACCUGUGAAAAGGCAGCAGACAAUUAUGAGUGCAACCGAUGGGCUCCAGACAUCUACUGUCCUCGAGAGACCAGAUACUGCUACACUCAGCACACCAUGGAAGUCACAGGAAACAGUAUCUCUGUCACCAAACGCUGUGUCCCACUGGAAGAGUGCUUAUCCACUGGCUGCAGAGACUCCGAGCAUGAAGGCUACAAGGUCUGCACUUCCUGUUGUGAAGGAAAUAUCUGUAACUUGCCACUUCCUCGAAAUGAAACUGAUGCUACAUUUUCCACGACAUCACCUAUAAAUCAGACAAAUGGACAUCCUCACUGCAUGUCAGUGCUCGUGUCCUGCUUGUGGUUGUGGUUAGGACUCACGUUAUAGCAGCUCAACAGCGCUGUGUAUAGUAGUGACCUAUGGGGAUCUCAACGGUCCACAGUCAUGCAUGAGUCAUUGGCUUGACAGUAGUUUCACUCUCAGAUGUCAUCAUGGCCAAGCAUUGCCACUCAUUCACCAUGAGCAAUAAGCGUUGCUUCAGUGUAGUCAUCUCCAGUCUAAACAAGACCCCAUCAAAGCC